UACUGUGUAGAAGCUUAGAGAAGGAAAAUAGCAACAAACGACGACUUUAACACACAUAUUACAUAUAACUAAGCUUGUUAGUCACUGUGUGUAUAGCCACAUUUGUUUGCUUUGUUUACAAUGAAUGUGCAGUGGCGGGAGUCGUUGUGUGUGGCCUCUCAUGUAGGCUAAGUUAAGACACGGAGCUAAUAUUUGUCCUAGUAGUUAGCGAGUAGUGGGGUUGUUUACAAUAGUUUUCAAAGAUGUAUACUUUAUUAUCUGGAUUAUAUAAGUACAUGUUCCAAAAGGAUGAAUAUUGCGUGUUGAUCCUGGGGCUGGAUAACGCUGGGAAAACGACCUUUCUGGAACAAACCAAAACAAAGUUCAGCAAGAACUAUAAGGGAAUGAAUCUGUCAAAAAUCACAACUACAGUUGGUCUGAACAUUGGUACGAUUGAUGUGGGGAAAGCUCGCCUAAUGUUCUGGGAUCUGGGAGGUCAGGAUGAGCUGCAGUCUCUGUGGGACAAAUACUAUGCCGAGUCCCAUGGAGUCAUCUACGUGAUAGAUUCAACUGAUGAAGAGCGUCUGUCAGAAUCAAAGGAGGCCUUCGAGAAAAUGAUCAGCAAUGAGGCGUUAGAAGGGGUUCCACUCCUGGUGUUGGCCAACAAGCAGGAUGUACCGAACUGUUUGUCAGUGCCGGACAUUAAAACAGCCUUCAGCGACUGUGCCCCGAAGAUUGGAAAGAGAGAUUGUUUAGUGCAGCCUUGUACCGCUCUCACAGGAGAUGGAGUGAACGAAGGCAUCGAGUGGAUGGUGAAGUGCGUGAUCAGAAACAUUCACCGACCACCCAGACAGAAGGACAUCACAUAAGAAGUGACCAUCUCUCUCUCCUCUUUGGUUUGGACUGUGAGUUUCUCCUCGAGGACAUUCCGUGUUAAACCCUGGAGCUGAUUAACUUUUCCUCUCUCCUCGUGUUCGCUGUGACUUUGAACAGUGUGGAUUUCUGCUUUGUAGGAGUUCAACACAGACAGAGCGAGACAGUAUUUUUUUAAAUCACUGAGCGAAGCGUCAGACGUGCUCGGAACGGACGUCUGUCAGUUCCAGAUGUUACACCUUUUUUUGAAGCGGUUAUGAUGUACAAGCAGUAGCUUCAGUGUCAGCAACAUCUGUAUGGAGCUCCACUGACUGACACUGUGAUCAGAAGAGUGUGAAAACAUCAAUUUGAUACAUGAAUUCUCUCCUAAAACAUACAAAACCCUCGUAGUUACUCCAUGUAUGCAUGUGUCAGAUUAUCUAAGACAUUUCUAGCUCACAUUUUAAGGUUUGAACUCUCCAAACUGUACACUACCUCUAAAAAAAACAUGGGAACAUUUACUUCUUUACCUCAUCUGCCCGAAAGCAGGCAGGAAUGUUGCUUCUUUUAGUGUGUAAACUACCUUUGUGUACCUGAUGUGAUACGGUUUGCUCAUCAUGCCAUUACUUUGCUAAGAUAAGUUAUUGAUCGAUAUAUAAAAACAUUUUCUUGCUAUUCACAACUCUUUCUAUUUACAAGGCAAAGAGGCAAAUGCUUCCUCGUUGUGUGGCAGCUGUGUGGCUUUAAGAGUUUAAACCAUCAAUAUGUCAGCUAUAAAUCAUCAUCUGAGUCCAACUCUGAAUAGAAAAGAAGAAGAACUUUACUAUUAGGGCUGGGUGAUAUGGGCAGAAUCAGAUAUCAUGAUAUUUUUGACCAAAUACCUUGAUAUCAGUAUUUUGACAGUAUUGUAGGGAUGACUAUCGGUGCUUUCACAAAAUAUUUACACAAUGAGAUUUUUGAUAAAUAAUAAUCAGUAAUGUGGAUAGAAUGAGUAAGUGGAUAAAAGCAGAUAAUACAACAGUCUGUUAAGCUCAGAACAUGACAUUUUACUUUAAUGCAGCCUUUAAAAGCAGGAAAAUACACUUAUUCCAUAUUACCAUAUUCAAAAUCGUACACAAUAUCUAUAAAAUAUCACGAUAUCGAUAUAAUAUUGAUUUAUUGCCAGUCCUACUCAUUAUACAGAGUUUCAUAUACAUGUAGGUGAUAGUUUCUGUCUUUUCUGCACUCUUUGCUCACAGUAUAUAAGUCACUGAGCUCCAUACAAACUGAUGCAGCACCAGAGUCUGUGCAGACUUGUGUGAGUGGUAUGUAUGCGAUUCAGCAGCCAUUUCAUUGACUGUUUGUUUAUGUCACCCCUGUAUCAUGGAAAACAUUGAUAGUCCGAUCACUUAUUGAUCUGCUUUGGACUUUGUUAAUGCUCUGUAUGAUUUGACACUACAGCUGAUAGGGUAACUGGAAAUGAUAUGUAUAAAACACAAACGGGUGCUGAACACACAGAGACCUUGCUGGCCUUUGCUGAAUCGCUGUAUACAGUACCAGCAGUUUAUCUCAGUUUGUAAGAAGCAGUUAAAAUAAACUGGAGGUGACGUGCUGUCAGUCACAUAUGUGGUUCAUUAUAAUAAAUUCCUGAUUUCUGAAACUAAAUCUGUCAUGUUUGAAUUCUAGCUAUAGUGUCAGUCCUCACAUUGACUCGUAUGGCUCCAUCCAGGAUUGUAUUUAUCAAGCUAUGAACACUAAUUAUAUGUUAUUGAUUAGAGUUUCUUUGCUUUUUUACUACCUGAAUUAUACGGCAACUGUAAGGUACCAUUUCAUCGAUCAUUAACUGCUAUGCAGAUAAAAUUCAGUGUCGUCAAGAUGAAUAGUUGUUCAGGUUUACAAAAGGUGAAACGUUAAGAAUGUAAAGUGGAUGUUUGAGAUAUACAUAUUCAUACAUAUAUACAAGACAAAAUAUGCAAGUAGUAUUUAUGAGAAG
Molecule: messenger RNA, 2803 nt
Organism: Scomber scombrus (Atlantic mackerel)
Lineage: Eukaryota; Metazoa; Chordata; Actinopteri; Scombriformes; Scombridae
Gene: arfrp1
Product: ADP-ribosylation factor related protein 1
Exons: 7
Coding region: 243-848 (201 amino acids)
Biological process (GO): intracellular protein transport; protein localization to organelle; Golgi to plasma membrane protein transport
Cellular component (GO): Golgi apparatus
Molecular function (GO): GTP binding; GTPase activity
Source: RefSeq, a predicted model, not a curated record